Emiliania huxleyi CCMP1516 is the source of this 606-nucleotide messenger RNA. RefSeq lists its product as hypothetical. Gene Ontology annotation, molecular function: protein binding. The annotation marks the transcript as partial. The record is from RefSeq and is a predicted model, not a curated record. Lineage: Eukaryota; Haptophyta; Isochrysidales; Noelaerhabdaceae. The transcript is spliced from 2 exons.
GAGGCGCUUGCCAUUGAGGCGUCCCUCUCCACAAACCCUUGCCUCAUCAGCCUCUCGCUCUUCUCGUGCGGGCUCGGCGACGAGGGUGCGGUGCCCCUCCUGCGGAGCUUGCGCCACAAUUCGACCCUCACCUUCCUCGGCCUGGCAUCGAACCGCCUCUCGGAUGCCAGCGCGCGAGCCGUUUUGGAGGCACUGGCACCGGAGAGCACCACCAACGAGGCGGGGAAGAGUGGUGGCGAGGCAGGCGACAAGGAGGACAAUGGCGCGCCGAACCGAGCGCUCACUGCGCUCGACCUCAGCUUCAACCUGAUUGGAGGCCCGGGCAGGCGCACGUUGGAGGAGGCGACGGCGGCAAGCCCUGCGCUGGAGCGGCUCGAGCUGGCGGGGAACCCGUGCCUGAGGGCCGGCCCCACGGCAAGCCUGUCCAGCGCUGCGCGGAAGGCCAUCGCAGCGACUUGGGAGGCGCUCGGCGAGCAGCAGCGGGACGAGGAGACAGACGGAGUCGCCUCAGAUGGGCAGCUUGCUGUGGCGGCGAUGCUGUGCGAGAGGGUGUUGGCCGGCACGGAGGUGCGCGGCGUUGGCGGAGCUGUGUGCGCCGCUGGCUGA